Molecule: messenger RNA, 495 nt
Organism: Closterium sp. NIES-65
Lineage: Eukaryota; Viridiplantae; Streptophyta; Zygnematophyceae; Desmidiales; Closteriaceae
Source: the annotation of a GenBank genome assembly
AUGCAUCACGAAGAUUGCCAAGGUGGGUCUACGAGUCGAUGUGGCAGCAGCAAGAGCAGCACCCAGAGGAGAAGCAGCAAGGCCAACAGCAGUGGCGGCAUCAUCGGUGAGAAGAAGGGCACGGAGCAGGAGGAGGAGCCGGCUUAUCUGAAAGCAUGGCCGGGGGGGGUCAAUCUGCUUGCAUGUCUGCGAGAGAUGUUGUUGGGGGAGCCGUGCUACCACCCUGCCUCCCCUGCUGCCCCUUCCGCCCCUACUGCCCCUUCCAUCCCUGCUGCAUCUUCAGGAGACUCUCCCACACAACACCUUUGUCAGAUGCUGCAAUUCCUGUCUCUGCACCAAUCGUUGCUGCAGCAGCCGUUCAAGCAAAACCCACUUCUUAUGCCGAAGGCUCUGGCAGGCCUGAAUUGCUCAUGUGCAAAGAGGUACUCAUACCCGGCCUUCACCAUUGGCCAUCACCGUCAACGUCCACUCACCACUGCUUGUAUAUAUGGGUGA